AUGACAGCUGCCGCUGAGAGAAGAAGAGUCGCGCUGCCACACGAACGUAACGCAGAUGGAACAGUAACAAUCAGAGCUUUCGAGGGUGCGAUUCUCUCUCGUGUCCUCCCAGCACCUGCCGGGCGUGCGUUCAACUUCGAAGUCAUCUUCUUCCCUAACCACCCUCGUCUCCGUCAACUUCCGUCCAAGCCACCAGAGCACUUCCAUCCCCUUCAAGAAGAGUACGUCAGUGUAUCAGAAGGCGCUUUGGCGGUGGAGGUCGAGGGUAUCGAACAUAUUCUGCGGCCGGGUGACCCCGAAUUCGUUCUGCAGCGUGGUGUCAAUCAUCGCCUCUACCCCGCUCCACAAAAUGAGAAAGAGAGCCAGAAUGAUAAGAGCCGCAAGGUAUCUUGCUUAUUAUCUGCAGAAGGCACUUCGAGUUUGUUUGCACUUGACCUAGUCUUUUUUGAGAACUGGUAUACAUACCAAGAGCAAGUGGUCGUACACGGAGCAAAGUUGAACCUGAUCCAAGUUAUGGCUAUGUUUGAUGCAGGAGAUUCAUACCUCACAUUACCUUGGUAUAUCCCGAUGCGUUCUCUAAUGUCUCGUGUUAUGGGCAUUGUCUUUGGGAGAUGGAUUGGUAGCUUGCUGGGAUAUCAGCCUUUCUACAAGGAAUGGACGACAGAUUGGGAUCUUGCGUGUGAAAAGAUGGAGACUUGCAUGCUUCAAAGACGUUUCUCCGAUAGAAAGAAAGUGGCGUAG
Molecule: messenger RNA, 741 nt
Organism: Mollisia scopiformis
Lineage: Eukaryota; Fungi; Ascomycota; Leotiomycetes; Helotiales; Mollisiaceae
Exons: 3
Coding region: 1-741 (246 amino acids)
Source: RefSeq, a predicted model, not a curated record